AAAAUAUUUUUACAUUUAUUAUAAAUAAAAUGAGAAAUUAUAGUUAGCAGCACUGUUAAGAAAACAUUGAUCCGCAUGUGCUUUAUUCGGGUCUCAAGUACUGCAAGGUAGUUCUUAUGAAGAAUGUCGAAACCAAUAGUCUUCGUAACCGGAAAUGCAAAAAAACUGGAGGAAUUUGUAGCUAUCCUGGGAAAGAAUUUUUCACGUGAAAUUACAAGUAAGAAGAUUGAUCUUCCGGAAUAUCAGGGAGAGAUAGAUGACAUUUGCAGAAGUAAAUGUCGAGCAGCGGCAGAUUUAAUAAAAGGUCCUGUUAUUAUUGAAGAUACAUGUUUAUGUUUUAAUGCAAUGAAAGGUUUACCUGGGCCUUAUAUUAAAUGGUUCUUAGAUAAAUUGGGACCUGAAGGCUUAUACCAAAUGCUUCAUGGUUGGGAAGAUAAAAGUGCGGAAGCGAUUUGCACUUUUGCCUAUUGCGCCGGAGAGCCGAAAGACCCAGUGUUAUUAUUUCAAGGUAAAACUCAAGGAACUAUUGUGAGUCCUCGAGGUCCGCGAGAUUUUGGUUGGGAUCCAUGUUUCCAGCCUUUAGGCGGAGAUAAAACUUAUGCAGAAUUACCGAAAGAAAUGAAGAAUCAAAUUUCACAUCGCAGCAAAGCAGUAGAAAAAUUGAAAGAAUAUUUUAUGAAAGAUGCUCAGCAUUAAAUCAAUAAGAAUUACUCUUUCAAAGUACAAUAUUCAUUACUUUGUAAUUA
Frieseomelitta varia is the source of this 746-nucleotide messenger RNA. RefSeq names its product inosine triphosphate pyrophosphatase. The transcript is spliced from 2 exons. NCBI's taxonomy places the organism in Eukaryota, Metazoa, Arthropoda, Insecta, Hymenoptera, Apidae. The record is from RefSeq and is a predicted model, not a curated record. Gene Ontology annotation, cellular component: cytoplasm. The coding region runs from base 124 to 696 and encodes 190 amino acids. Gene Ontology annotation, biological process: nucleoside triphosphate catabolic process. Gene Ontology annotation, molecular function: nucleoside triphosphate diphosphatase activity.